AGCACCAUUCGAACAGCUGUCUUGUGGCUGCUGCGGCGUGCCAUUCAUAUUUUUGUAUAAACGAAUUUGUUUUAAUAAAUUUAAGAUAAUUUUAACUAUGCAGUGCACACGGGCAGUGGCAAGGUUGGCCACCGGCAUAUCCAGAAUCCACUUGGUUGCUCAGCAGACUGCAGCUCUUUCGCUCGUGUAUGCGCAGCCCUGUCGCCUGUGCUCAUCCGCGCGAGUCGUGGACAGUGCCGGGGACAAAGCAAAGCCAGCGACGACACCGGAGACACCAGCAGACGAUGGAAUUCUGAAGCGAGUGCUGAACAAAGUGGGCUUCACACCCAACACAAAGGCGCGUCUCAAGGUCACCAGCCAUCUGCUGUACGAGAGCGUGGCGGAUAAGAUCAAUUAUGUGGCAUUUUUUCGUGACUUCAGUCUGCCCAACACGUUCAACUCGUGGUUCCUGGUCACAGAGCUGCACGUCUGGCUGCUGCUGAUGCGCUCCAUGGCCGAGGGCUCGGAAACAGGCGAGGAUGGACGCUUUCUGCGCAACUGCAUCGUGGAGGCCAUGUGGGGCGAUGUCAACACCCGUGCCAAGAAGUUAGGGGCACACAAUCCCUCACGCACAAGGCAACAGAUUGAGACGCUGUCGGAGCAAUUUCAAGCCGCGCUCAUUGCCUACGACGAGGGCAUCAUGUCCGACGAUCGCGUGCUGGCCGGCGCAUUGUGGCGACGCUUCUUCGAGAUGAACUGCGACGACUAUGCGCACAUCGAGCGACUCGUUAAAUACGUGCGCCAGCAGGCCGUCAUGCUGGACAGUCUGCCCCGCGAUCAGUUCAUCACAAAGCCCAAGGUGGCCUGGCUGGACCUCGACAAGUGCAAGGUGUAAUUUAAGUGUUUCUUCUGUUAUAUUUUUGCUUAUAAACUAAAUAACCAAAUCA
Messenger RNA from Drosophila guanche, 926 nucleotides. It is a transcript of the gene Uqcc1, whose product is annotated as ubiquinol-cytochrome-c reductase complex assembly factor 1. Gene Ontology annotation, biological process: mitochondrial respiratory chain complex III assembly. The transcript has 4 exons. Gene Ontology annotation, cellular component: mitochondrion. The record is from RefSeq and is a predicted model, not a curated record. NCBI's taxonomy places the organism in Eukaryota, Metazoa, Arthropoda, Insecta, Diptera, Drosophilidae. Bases 98 to 874 code for a protein of 258 amino acids.